UGCAGCGGAACAGUAUUGAGCCGGCACUGCUGGACAGGCCGCAGGCCUCUGAGAGCCUUCGACAGGGUACGACGAUGCUCAUCGUGGCUGGCCUGUGCCCCCAGGGGCCCCCUGGACCCCCGCCGCCCCUGCUGCCCAAGCCAGGGAAGGACAAUGUGCGUCUGCAGAAGCUUCUGAGGAAGGCCGCCCGGAAGAGGAUGACGGGGGCCGGGCCUCCCGUGCCACUGGGGCCUUUCCGAACCUCCCUGUCCCCCGUGAGCGAGGCCAGCCACGACCAGGAGCCCACGGCCCCGUGCCCCACGGAGGCCCCACCUCCCACAGAGGCCUCGCGCCCCGUGGCUGCCCUGCCACGCUCCUCCCGCAGCUCCGUCAUCCACCACGUGGCGUCACCUCUGCAGAAAUCCCCGCUCCCCUUCAGCUUCACCCAGCGCAGGAGCCUGGCCGCACACUUCAAGGCCACGGGGCCCCAGCUUGCGAGCCCGGCUCCGGCCCCCGCCCGGCUGCCCAGCGGCCUCACACAGGUCUCGGCUCCCACGGCAGGGGUCACCCACGUCAGCCACUUGCACAUCCAGCUAGCGCCAUCCCCACAGGCCGGGACCCCUGAGCCCCAGCAGACGGCCCCAGAUGGCGGGCCUGGGGGGCAGGACCAAGACAUAACCCCAUGCCCUCCUGGGGCCCAGCCCCUGGUUCCCAUGGCCCACAUCCGCCCGCUUCCCACUGAGGCAGCCAGCCCCUGGCCUGAGGCGCCCCCCGCACCGAGGCCGCCCCCGGGCUCUGAGGUCUCGGGGCCCAGAGAGGCCAGCACUCGGGUUGUGCUGCCUGUUGCCCCUACCUCCUGCUCCCGGGGACCCUCGCCUCACGAGCCCGCCCCCGAGGGCCCUGCUGUGGAGCCCUUGGAGGGUCUCCCUGCAUCAGGGCCUGCCGCUGAGGCCGAGCUGGGCUCCGGACCCCGUGGGGCCUCACCCCCCGCCCCACUGUCAGGCCCGCACCGGUGCCCUGUCCCCAGGGUGGCUGCCAAGCCCCAGCUCAGUGGCUGGAUGCGCCUCAAGAAGCAGCUGGUGGAAGAGGCGGAAGCACCCCCAAUGCUGGGGCCGCGGCAGAGUCCGGAGCGCGGGCAGCAGGCGGUGACAGCCCCCGUGGGCCCAGUGUCCCAGCCCCCGGCCUCCCGGGCCUCCAGGAUGUGGGACGCGGUGCUGUAUCGCGUGUCGGUGGCCAAGACCCAACGCGGCCCGGCCGGGCCCGAGGACAGGGCUGGUGCCCUGGCUGGCCUGGGCCGCCUGCCCUUCCUGUGCAGGCCGCGGUUCAACGCCCGGAAGCUGCAGGAGGCGGCCACCCGGCCCCCUCCCACCGUCCGCCCCGUCCUGGACCUGAGCCCCAAGCCCAAGAACUUCAACCGGACGGCGGCCGGCUGGAGGCUCCAGUGAUUGGCCCGGGCAGCCCCAGGGCCCAGGACCAUGGUGCAGACUGCAGAGGGACAGGGGGUCCAGGGGGAGGCCACGGCCCCUGAAGAGGACGCUGGGGCCAGAU
Messenger RNA from Lontra canadensis (Northern American river otter), 1527 nucleotides. Its product is annotated as proline-rich protein 33-like. The record is from RefSeq and is a predicted model, not a curated record. NCBI's taxonomy places the organism in Eukaryota, Metazoa, Chordata, Mammalia, Carnivora, Mustelidae. The coding region runs from base 75 to 1424 and encodes 449 amino acids. The transcript is spliced from 2 exons.